Molecule: messenger RNA, 2619 nt
Organism: Neopsephotus bourkii (Bourke's parrot)
Lineage: Eukaryota; Metazoa; Chordata; Aves; Psittaciformes; Psittacidae
Gene: SMTNL2
Product: smoothelin like 2
Exons: 9
Coding region: 38-1468 (476 amino acids)
Biological process (GO): positive regulation of vasoconstriction; actin cytoskeleton organization
Cellular component (GO): filamentous actin; I band; M band
Molecular function (GO): protein phosphatase 1 binding; tropomyosin binding
Source: RefSeq, a predicted model, not a curated record
ACUUCACUGCCCGCGCAGCCUGCGGUCAACAGGCACCAUGGCCGGCGAGCCGGAGGAUCUGGGCAGCCAAGAAGCGCAGAACGUCUGCGAGGCCCUGGGGCGCUACGAGGAUGCGCUGCGGGGCGCCGUGCGCGAGAUCCACGUGGACAUCCAGGUGUUCAAGCAGGGCGUGGGGCGGCAGGUGGAGGAGGUGCUGCGCCUCGCCAGCCCCCUGGCGCACAGCGUGUCCGAGCUGCAGCAGGAGAACCGGCGCUUGCGGGCGCAGCUGGAGCGCCUGUCCCGGCAGGUGGAGGCCCUCGGCCGGUCGGCGGGGCUGCCGCAGGAGUGGGCGGACGAGGCGGUGCGGAGGCCCCAGGCCGCGGGACCCGGCUCUCCGGGACACGGUUCGGCCGGCGGCAGGUUUUCCAGCCAUGCCAAGUUGUCUGUUACCGGCCGGAGCCAAAGUGUAGAUCUGGAUGACCGCCACAAAUCUGAGUUCAGAAGAGUUUUUAGUUCUUCCAUCAUUGAAAAUGGUCAUCAGUCUUCAGUAGACCAGGCAAAAGUCUCCCAUGAACUGACCUCUUUUCACAUGUCAGAGACAUCCCCUGAAGCCCAUGCCCCUGCAGUCACCUUACAGAUGCCCCAUCUUCCUGUUACUGCAGUAACCAGGAUACCAGAGAAGUUUUCAGGAGAGACUGUUUGUUCAACAGGAACAACUAAUGCAUCUGCUGGCCUGCUGGGACAGAGCAAAAGCAAAAAUGCAAUGGCAAUGAAAACUUCCAACCAGUCAGUGAAGGCCUGGAAUUCAAGUAUGGUGACAACAGUGGGUUCAUCUGCUACUGGAGAGAAUACUACUUCUGUCACUAAAUCUGACUCAAGCGUGAGCUGUGGGACAAGUAGUGGAACCAAAACUGAUGAAAGUGCCAGUGACAGUUACUGUGAUGUGAACCCCAGCUCUCACUCCUCUCCUCCCCCUGUACAGCGCCAAGUUGAAAGGAGGCGAGAACUGGUGCGGUCUCAGACGCUCCCACGGGCUACAGGAACACAGGCCAGGAAAGCGCUUUUUGACAAAUCUGAGUAUGGAGCUGGAAGAGGAAAAGGUGAAUCCAGAGCUAAACUGAAGAGGUCGCAGAGUUUUGCAGUUGCCAACGCUAGCAGCAUUAAACAAAUUCUGUUAGACUGGUGUCGCUCAAAAACCCUAGGAUACAAGCACAUUGAUCUCCAGAAUUUCUCCUCAAGCUGGAAUGAUGGGAUGGCAUUUUGUGCUCUUGUGCAUUCUUUCUUUCCUGAGGCUUUUGAUUAUAAUAAGCUGGACCCAGCUAAUCGCAAGCAGAACUUUGAGCUGGCCUUCACCAUGGCUGAGAAAAUGGCUCAUUGCGAUCGUCUGAUAGAAGUGGAUGAUAUGAUGGUGAUGGGUCACAAGCCAGAUCCCAUGUGUGUCUUCACGUAUGUCCAGUCUCUAUACAAUCAUCUACGACACUUUGAAUAAACCCAUUGACACUUCUCUGGACUGAAGGGUUAAGUACACUGCUAAUGGAAAGAGUGACAUUUUGCAAAUGGAACACUCUUAUUCCUUACUUUUUACUGUCCCUUUGCUUACAUUCAGCUGUGUGGCUGACUGAAGUGUUGCUGAGCAAUGGCCCAAAGUGUUGCAUCACAUCAGUAUUAUUUGUCAGUAAUACAGAAAUACAUUUUUAAAAGGCAAAAAACACAGGGAAAAGUAACUCUGGUGCUAGCAGGGGGUUGGAUUUUUAAUAUUCUUUAAAGGUCACAGGAAGCUAAAUUGCUGUCCCUGUCUCUAUUAGGUUGGGGACACAGUCUUAUGCAGUGACAGUAACUCUGCUACGAAGGUGUUCCCUCUUAAAAUAUGAGUAAAACUCCAGAAAAUAGCAUCUUCAGUUCCACUUGUCUCUUAAACAUGGCACAAAAAAAUAGCAGAUGGACAAGGAAAAUUCCAAGAGUACUCAACUACUAGGGCAUUACUGCCUCUCCUCCAACCCUAGCCCCCACUAUAGCAUAAGUACAUGUACACAUCAAACAUUGUUCUGUUCUCUUAAAGCUGAACAAGAACAUAGCCUCUUACCUGCUGACUGGGAUGACGGAUAACUGCCGUGUUACAGAACAGCAUUUGUCUGUAAUGGUCAAAUCUAAAGUGAUUUGCUUAAAGGCUUGCUAAAACCUCUGCUUGCAGUACUGGAUUUAUUUCCUGAUUAUGAAGAACAGCAACAGCUGGGCUCUUCUGUGUAUAAGAACGUGUUUGUAUGAUUUAAAAUUGGGGAUAGGGUGGGGUUGUAACAAGGUACAAAAUCCUCUGAACACUCAUAAUAGAAGCAAGACUGUAAUGUACUUUGACCUAGACUCUGGGGGAAAACAACUCUCCAGUGUGCACAGGAAUUAAGUCUUGAUGACGUGCUCAGUCCUCGUGCUGACUCAGAGGUGGACAGGCAACGUGCCGAGAAAGUAUGAAAGGUGGGAGUUUUGAAAUGCCUUGGACUAAUUUCCCUUUUCGGUUAAAUCAGUGUUAACACCACAGUGCAUUAGGAUUAUCCCAGAUUUACUGAACAAAAAGGUCAUGUGUCACCCUUCCUGGUUUUUUCUUUGAUAAAUCAAUGGAGUUUUGUUUUCAUAGUGAAUGUUAAA